UUUGUUUCAUUCACACUUAGUGUACAAAUUCUUAUUCUAUUAAAUAAUACAAUUGAUCCUUGAUACUCAGAAGCUUGCAAAACACAAGCCCAAAGCUGUUUCUUGUUACCUGCAGUGUAAUAUAUUGUAAAACCUGUUCAGUUAUCAACAUAAUCAACUGAAUUCCUCAGGUCACUGGUUAGGAUAUCUGCUAUUGUAUAUAAAGUAUUAGCAUCUAUUGGAAAACAUUGCCAAUAAUUAUGGACAUAUAGUGUACAAUUAGUUUGACAAGAAACAAAACCAACUUUUAUUUUAUUUUAUGCUAACUGAAUGUAUCAAAUUUUAGUCAUUAGGGAUGAGUGUAACUAACAAUUCACUACAUCUAAUAGAGGAUUUGAAACAUUUGUUAAUGAACAAAUUGUUACAUCACAGUUUUCUAAUUAACUGUUAGCAUGUCUGACGUCAUGAUGCUAAUUACCUGUAGACCGAAAUUAUGCGGAAAAUGCUGUCAAACUGCGAGAAAACGUUCUUACGUUCGAUGAAACGAAACUAGGACAAACUUUUUGCAUCAUAAAAGCUUCAAAUUUCUCGAACAUGUUAAUUUUAAAGCUUUUGAAAUCAAGAUGAUGCUCAGCUAUCGAAAAUUCUUUCCGAAGCGGCCGGUUUUGGAUUUUAACUGGUACUUUUGCCGGCCAUGCGAUUCAGUUCGCAGACGACUCCCCAUCGUUAGAAGUUGUCAAACUGUUGCAGAAUUGAAGCAAGACAGCGAAAGUAGUAUUAGUUUUAACGAUACAAAGAUUGCUUAUCGAAGUAAAACAACACGGGAAAUUGUACGUUCUUUGUUCGUGUUCAGACUCUGUUCAGUAAAUUACUUGGUCGAUAAUAAUUUAAAGUUAAUGAAAUAUGGGAAGAAAUUUCUUGGAGAAAGAAUGUUCAACUCUCUGAUGAAGGCAACAUUUUAUGGACAUUUUGUUGGCGGUGAAGAUCAAGUUGCUCUGAAGCCAGUUGUGACAAGACUUCAGAAAUUUGGUGUUGGGGCAAUACUUGAUUAUUCUGUUGAAGAAGACAUUGAUGAAACUAGCACUGGAAGCAGUUCUGAAAGUGAAGGCAAAACCACUCCUAAACAAGCUCCAAACAAGGAGAUUGUGAAACAGUUCCAGUUGAACAAGGAUUUUGCAGACCGAAGAAAAAAGGUGAUCAGUGCGAGAACCUACUUCUACGAAGACGAGCAUAAAUGUGAUUUGCAUUUAGAAACAUUCUUGAAAUGCAUUGAUGCAGUGGGUUAUGCCAGUGACAAUGGAUUUGCAGCCAUUAAGUUGACAGCGCUUGGACGGCCUCAGUUGCUGUUAAGAUUAUCUGAGAUUCUCUACCAAACCAAGUAUCAUUUUGAUCAAAUGGCCAGCCAGUGUGCCGAAGGAAGGAUCAUGAACAGAAGAAUUGCACGUGACGGAUUCUUCAAAGGUCUUCUGAAACUUGGUAUGCAACUAGGUGAAGAAGAGGCGAAUGCGAUCUUUGACACGAUUGAUAUCACGAAAUCUGGUGAUAUUGACAUCAUUGAAUGGAGUCAUUUUCUAACACCGCAAUUAGAACUUUCUAAGCUGUUUCAAGCGUCGCCCGAUGACGCGAGCGAUCCAGUCAUUUCAGCGUUAACUGAUGCUGAACUGCAGCAGAUGGAAAGCAUGAGAGAUCGUCUUCAUCAGUUGGCCAAGAGAGCGAUGGAACAGAAUGUUCGUCUCAUGGUCGACGCUGAACAGACGUAUUUUCAACCAGCUAUCAGUAGACUCACUCUGGACAUGCAAAGAUUGUAUAACAGAGAGAAACCGAUUAUACUGAAUACCUAUCAAUGUUAUUUGAAGGACGCCUAUAAUUCGGUGGAAACAGAUAUGGAACUUGCCCGUCGCGAAGGCUUUAAAUUCGGGGCAAAGAUAGUCCGCGGAGCUUACAUGGAACAAGAGAAGGCUCGCGCACAGGCGAUGAACUAUGAAGACCCAAUACAGCCUGAUUAUCGGGCUACUUGUGAUAAUUAUAACAAGAUUGUUAGCACCAUCUUGGAGGAAGUAAAGCGGUCUGGAGCGAAUAUCGUGGUCGCUAGUCAUAACGAGGAUUCUGUUGUUUUCACACUACAGAGGAUGAUUGAGCUCUCCAUACCUCGCGAUCAGGGCGGAGUAUAUUUUGCUCAACUGCUUGGCAUGUGUGACCAGGUAUCCUUUAUCUUAGGUCAGUCGGGAUACAACGUCUUCAAAUACGUUCCCUACGGAUCUGUUUCCGAUGUUCUGCCGUACCUUUCCCGACGAGCAGCGGAGAACCGCGGUUUGCUGGACGGUGUAUUGAAAGAACGAAAACUGUUGUGGAAGGAAUUGAAAAGACGACUGCGGGAGAAAGAACUGAAUUACGACCCUCACAAUGCUAAUGUCCUUGGCUGAGAGCUGCGGAGCUCAGA
Molecule: messenger RNA, 2419 nt
Organism: Dendronephthya gigantea
Lineage: Eukaryota; Metazoa; Cnidaria; Anthozoa; Malacalcyonacea; Nephtheidae
Product: proline dehydrogenase 1, mitochondrial-like
Exons: 13
Coding region: 603-2402 (599 amino acids)
Cellular component (GO): mitochondrion
Molecular function (GO): calcium ion binding; proline dehydrogenase activity; FAD binding
Source: RefSeq, a predicted model, not a curated record